ACAUCUAGAGAUUUUUCAAAUCAAAGUCCCAUGGUGAAUGACGGAGAAGCUGAAGGAAUUUCAAAGAAACUCGUUGCUAAAAACAAGCAGAGAAAAGAAAAGAAACAAUUCGUCAAAGAUUCAACUGUAGAUGAUAAAACUCAAAAGGUAGUAACUUCAAGGGAGGAUAGCAAUUUAAGUGAUGCUGUGGAAUCAAGUAAAGAGUCGAGGAAGAAAGCUGGGGAAGAUUUGUACCGUUCUGGAAAAGUGAAACACAAUAUGAAAAAAGAAGCGUCUUUUGAGGAUACAUUAAAUCGAGGUGACCUACACAAAGAUAAAUCUGAGAAGGACAUGGCCAUUAAGAAGCAUGAAGAAGCCCCCGAGGAAUCAUCAUCAUUUUGGGGAAGUCUUAAAUCCUUGGCAGCUGGAGUCAUUAAAAUAUGGAGUAAUAAACGGUAAAAUCUAUCUUAUGGAAUAAUUAGAUGAGUAGUAAUCAGUGAUUUCAUUGUCUGUCUAUUUAUUCAUGUCAAGAAUUUGAGUACAGAUAGUUAGAUAUUAAUGGCAUGUCUACUUCUGC
This is a messenger RNA of Impatiens glandulifera, 556 nucleotides long. RefSeq lists its product as uncharacterized. The record is from RefSeq and is a predicted model, not a curated record. The transcript has 2 exons. The coding region runs from base 31 to 438 and encodes 135 amino acids. Lineage: Eukaryota; Viridiplantae; Streptophyta; Magnoliopsida; Ericales; Balsaminaceae.